GUGGGCUUGUGUUCUCUGAUAUCAAUUGUGUAACUGCAGUCAGCAGCUUGUUUGUCCACAGAGCUGAAUCAUUAAUUAAUCAGUCAUCUGUCCUGUCAAGAAUGCAGUUGUGUCACAAGUCUAGCACCUGCCCAUCGAAGUGCACAGCAGCUAACGUCUCUGUCUACAAUAUUUAAACCUUGAUGAGUGUCAGUAGCUCCAUUUACAAACAAAUAGUGGCUUAAAGAGGCCCCAAUCAAUGUAAGUUGAUAUUUAACUGUUUGCUGAGCAGAUGCCAAUCUUUUACUCCCAGGAAUUCUGCCAUCCACAGUCACUUAGUCGCUCCUUUUUUGGACAAGGCAGCACGUUUUUUCUAAUUUAAUUUGAAGGUAAGAUCAAGCUUAUUAUUAUGAACUUUUGCUGAAGAGCUGCUUAUUUGAAUUAUUUGAAAACUUAGUAGAAAACGGUAACUACGACUUAGUUAUUGGUGGAUUUGUCGUGUUUGUGUUUGUUCGACACUAGGUAGUAUGGCUCUUUAGCAGUCUAUUUGUUUUUUGCAUGUUUUUACAUUUAAACAUUUUGUUGAUUUGAAUACAUCAUUUUGACUCUACAGCACACCUACUGUGUAUUUGACUGUUUUUACCAACACAAACAUAUCUUCUGUCCAUCAAAAAGCAUCAGCUGUAAUAACUUUCCUUUAAACAACAAAUAUGCAAUAUGAGAAGAUGGCUUUAGAUAACUUGUAUAUCAAUUAAAAACACAUAACAUGCACUUUGGCGACUCAUAUCUUGAUGCACUUUUUAAAGAAUCUUUAACGCUGCUGUCAUGUUUUAGGCAAUUUUCCAGAUGAUCUAAGUUCCUCUAAAAGAGUGGGCGACUAAGUGGAGUGACAAAGAUUUAAACCUGCAUAAACUAUAUCAAGAAACUACAUAAAAAAGCUGCAGUGUAAGAACAUGGACUUUCGUCUGACACUCCUGUUGAUCGGUCUUUGCAGCCGAGGAGUCACUAAUGGUGAGGUCGCAGACAAUGAGUCAAUUCCUCUGGUGCCUCUCAUUCCUCUGAUGCCCAGUCGCCCCAUAGAGCAGGUAGAAAAUGAAACUACAGCACAACCAGAAAUUGCAUCCCCAACAGAAGAACCUUUCUCUGCAACUUCGCCCAACGGGGGCUCAUCAGCGGAGGAAGAUGAUGAAGGUUGUCCGUCCAUCAGCCGAAGAUCACAGUCUAGGGAGGCCAUCGCUGCUGCCAUUCAGAAAUUAGGAGUGCAGCUGCUGCAGAACCUGGAGACAACACCAGAGCAGCCAAAUGUCAUUAUAUCUCCUUUUAGCAUAGCAUUAGCACUCUCCCAACUGGCUUUAGGUGCAGUAAAUGAGACACAUGAGAUGCUGAUGCAUCACCUUCAUGGAAACACUCUCACCUGUUACCACGAGUCUCUGCAUCAUAUCUUAUCUCAUCUCAGAAAUAACCUGCAAAUUGCCACCCGGAUCUUCCUGCGUCAAGGUUUCGAGCCAAAGCAACAGUUUGCCAAUGAAUCCCAGCGGUUAUAUGACUCAGAGCCUGCAGUCUUGGAGAGCCUGGAGCAGAUAAACACUUGGGUAGAAGAAGCAACGAAUGGAAGGAUGACUGACUUCUUGUCUGCUUUACCACCCAAUCUGCUGGUCAUGCUCAUUAAUGCUGUCCAUUUCAAAGGCGAGUGGAGAGCCCGAUUUGAUCCCCGUUUUACCUCCAGAGGUGUUUUCUACCUUGACGACAAGAGCAUGGUUGAUGUUGAAGUGAUGGAAGAUGCCAAACAUCCCCUGAGUUUAUUUAUUGAUAAUGAACUGGAUGCUCAGGUUGCAAGCUUCCCAUUCCAAAAGUCCAUGAGCCUCCUGGUGGUCAUGCCCAUGACUGGCCAGGUGAACAUGUCUUCUCUUACUGCAAAGCUGAAUGUCUCUGACCUGUAUAACCGCCUACCAAAGCAGAGAGCCGUCCAGGUUAAAGUCCCCAAAUUCAAACUGGAGUAUGGCCAAGAGCUACAGGAUGUUUUUACCAAAUUGGGCCUCGGAGAAAUGUUUUCCAGUCCAAACUUGGCUGACAUGGCAGACGGCCCCCUGCUGGUGUCCAGUGUGAUGCAUAAGUCCAGCAUGGAGAUAAAUGAAGAGGGUGCAGAGGCUGCUGCUGCAACUACUGUUGUGAUCUCAAGAGCGUCCAACCCUGUUUUCCACCUCACCCAACCCUUCUUUUUUGCACUUAUUGAUGAAAAGACUCAAGUGCCGAUCUUCAUGGGUGUCAUCAACAACCCGAAUCCUGGAGCCCCCAUCUUGGAGAGAGGAGAUCCCGGAAACAAAGAUAAAGUGGGAUUCCCGAUUGAUAAGAGUCAAGUUGGCACAUUUGGAGGCCCACCUAAGUAGGGACUAUUAACUGCUCUGCUGUACCAGAGAAAACCCAGACCAAGACCUCUUUGAUUGUACAGAAGAAAUGUACAGUAUCACUGGAACAAAAAUUUGAAAAACCCAAA
This is a messenger RNA of Notolabrus celidotus (New Zealand spotty), 2473 nucleotides long. It is a transcript of the gene serpinf2b, whose product is annotated as serpin peptidase inhibitor, clade F (alpha-2 antiplasmin, pigment epithelium derived factor), member 2b. The record is from RefSeq and is a predicted model, not a curated record. Gene Ontology annotation, biological process: negative regulation of endopeptidase activity. Gene Ontology annotation, molecular function: serine-type endopeptidase inhibitor activity. Bases 933 to 2366 code for a protein of 477 amino acids. The transcript has 9 exons. Lineage: Eukaryota; Metazoa; Chordata; Actinopteri; Labriformes; Labridae.